This is a messenger RNA of Hibiscus syriacus, 1090 nucleotides long. RefSeq names its product transcription factor PCL1-like. NCBI's taxonomy places the organism in Eukaryota, Viridiplantae, Streptophyta, Magnoliopsida, Malvales, Malvaceae. The transcript has a single exon. Bases 16 to 1011 code for a protein of 331 amino acids. Gene Ontology annotation, cellular component: nucleus. The record is from RefSeq and is a predicted model, not a curated record. Gene Ontology annotation, biological process: regulation of DNA-templated transcription. Gene Ontology annotation, molecular function: DNA binding; DNA-binding transcription factor activity.
AAGCUGAAAAUUAAUAUGGGAGAAAUGAAGAUUAUUGAAUUUGAAGCCAACUGUCGGAACAAUGAAGCCACUGCAACCGCCACCGGCGCCGUCUUUGACGAUGAUGAUGAUGAUGUUAACGAUAGAGUUCUUGAAUGGGAGAUGGGAUUACCUAACUGCGAUGAUUUAACUCCGUUAUCUCAAUCCUUAAUACCACCGGAACUCGCCUCCGCUUUCAGCAUCUCGCCGGAGCCUUGUAGUACUGCUAUUGACGUCAACCGCGCUUCUCAGGAUACCCUCUGCUUCCUCCGCUCCACCGGAGCCCACUCUUCCACCACUAAUAGCAAUAAUAACAAUUUCCGUUCAAUUAAUGACCCGAUGGUAGUUGAACGGGAAGGGGAUGGCUCGGGUUCGGGUUCGGGUUCGGGUUCUGGAUCCGAAACUAAGAAAAUGAGGAAGAUGGAUAAUGCCGAGGAGGCGAAUUCAGCAGUUAGGACGGCGGAGAAUUCGGACGAUCCCUCAGGGAAGGCAUCGAAACGAUCCCGCUUAGUGUGGACACCGCAGCUGCAUAAGAGAUUCGUGGAUGUGGUGGCCCAUUUAGGGGUAAAAAACGCGGUUCCCAAAACAAUCAUGCAGUUAAUGAACGUCGAAGGCUUGACCCGCGAGAACGUCGCCAGUCAUUUGCAAAAGUACCGGCUUUACUUGAAAAGAACGCAAGGACUAAGCAACGAAGGCCCAUCGGCUUCAGAUCCGCUGUUUGCAUCAACGCCGGUGCCGCAGAGUAUCCAUGAGAAUGGAACCGGCGUCAAAGGAGAAAGUGGUAGUGUGAAUAGUAAUGGACAUAUCGGAAUGGCUAUACCGAUGCCUUAUGGGGCACCUAUGAUUCCGGUGCCGAUGUACGGGCCUGUUAAUCAAGGAGGGAAUCAUCACCAGAAUGGAUAUGAAGCGAAUUCGAAUGGGAUGCUGCAGCAGAGAGAUUGGUCUGGUGGGAAUAAAUAUGGGUCAGUUGGGUCGUAUCCCCAUCAUCUAUAGUUCGUUUUUGUUCGAAGGUCUGUUUUUUUUUCUUCUACCAUUGUCCCAUAUUAUAAAUGAUCGGUUUUAUUGAUUUUAG